AUGGAUCUUGACAAGACGAACACGGUGGGCAGCGACGGUGCGGCGAACGGGCAGGACCUAGAGCAGGCUCGCCGCGGCCAGGAGCUUCCCCCGCCUGCCGGCCAUGCCACCAAGGGCCUCGCCGUCGGCCACCUCAUCCGGGAGCUGGUGCUAGAGGGCGUGGCGACGUUCCUGGUGGUGUUCUGGUCGUGCGUGGCGGCGCUGAUGCAGGAGAUGCACCACAGCCUGACCUUCCCCACGGUCUGCCUCGUCGUCGCCCUCACCGUCGCCUUCGUGCUCGGCUGGAUGGGCCCCGCGCACCUCAACCCCGCCGUCACCUUCACCUUCGCCGCCUUCCGCUACUUCCCCUGGCGCAAGCUGCCGCUCUACGUCGCCACGCAGAUCGGCGCCUCCAUGCUGGCGUGCCUAUCAGUGAACGCCAUCAUGAGGCCGCACGACGACAACUUCUAUGGCACCGUGCCCAGGCCCCCCGGGGCCGGCGCCCGGCUCCCGUUCCUCCUCGAGCUGCUCGCCUCCGCUGUGCUCAUGAUCGUCAUCUCCACCGUCGCCACAAGCAACGCCAGCAAGGCGGUGGUAGGGAUCGCCAUCGGGGCGGCGGUCGGGACGCUGGGGCUGGUCAUCGGGCCCGUGUCGGGAGGCUCGAUGAACCCGGCGAGGAGCCUGGGCCCGGCGAUCGUCUUCGGCCGCUACACCUCCAUCUGGAUCUACGUCACUGCGCCCGUCGCCGGCAUGCUGCUCGGCGCGCUCUUCAACAAGGCCGUCCGGCAGUCCGACGCGAUCGUGGGCUUCCUCUGCGGCGGCAGGGGCGCGUCCAGCAGGGUGGUCGUCGUCGGUCGCUCCGUCGCCGGAGCGCCUGGAACGAACUAGCCAGCUAGCCGUUUCGGAAGUGGCAUCGGUUGUUGUAAUCCACUUGUAAGA
Triticum urartu is the source of this 918-nucleotide messenger RNA. Its product is annotated as aquaporin NIP4-1-like. Gene Ontology annotation, cellular component: membrane. NCBI's taxonomy places the organism in Eukaryota, Viridiplantae, Streptophyta, Magnoliopsida, Poales, Poaceae. The record is from RefSeq and is a predicted model, not a curated record. Gene Ontology annotation, molecular function: channel activity. Gene Ontology annotation, biological process: transmembrane transport.